AUGGGAGGGGAGGAGACGCUGCUGAGGCGCGCGGCGCUGGCAGUGGCUGAGAACGAGGAGAGGUAUGAGAGCUUCGGCUGCAUGCCAGAGGAUGUCGCUGAUCGGAUCAUGUACGCCAUUCAACAGAGGGGACAGGUGUCGCUGGGGACCUUGCUCAAGUUCUCCUCGUGCACCCUCACAUCCGUGGGACUGGGCAGCCAUGGCGUUACUGACGACUGGAUGUUCGUGCUGUCAUGCAUGCACUUGAAGACGCUGGACCUCUCCUCCAACCCGUGGCUGACUGAUGCCGGCAUCGCGCUCUUGGUCAGCUUCCCAAGGAGUACAAGCGGGGGGCGGCGCAGCAAGCAAGACGGAGGGCGGGCUUCUCCCAUGCCGAGGAGGAGGAAGAGCUCUUCGAAGAAGAAGAUGGUCAGACAGGAAGGAAGAAACUCUGAAGACUCGGAGAGCGCAGGGUCUACGCCCUCCUCCUCCUCCUGGAACGACUCGUGGAGCAUGGAGGGCUGCAUGAGCCGGUGGAACUUCGCGGGAGGUUCCCCAUCGCUCUCCGUGCAGAGCCUGAUCCUAACAGGAACAGGAGUGUCCAACAGCGGGCUAGCGUUUCUCCCCCAGCUUCCCCACCUCACCAGGCUGGAGAUCGGGCAGACUGAUCGAAUCUCCAAUACCGGCAUGCAGUGGGUGGCCAGGUGUGCUGGACUCUCGGAGCUCCGGUGCACUUUCCUGCCCAAAGUUACCACAGGCGUUCAGUUCCUCUCAGAGCUGAAGGGCCUGACCUACCUUGACUUGCAGGGCUGCUCCAAGUUGACCGACGCCUGCGUGCAGCCGCUGGCUUCUCUUGGAUCCCUCGAGAGGCUCGACCUUCGCUUCUGCCCCAAGAUCAGCAAUGUCAUGUUGAGAACCUUCGCGCUCCUCAAGUCUCUGAGUGACCUGCAGCUGUCCUCCUCAGGGAUCCGCAUCGCCGACACGUCCAACAUGCCGUACUGGGAGCUGAGCGUGCUGAAGCUUGUUUCCAUCUCGCUCUCCGAGUGUCUAAUAGAGCCCAGCAUGCUGUCGACAUUGUCAUGCCUGGAGAGCUUGUACCUCCUCCGAUGCUCCUUCUGCUCUUGCGAUCGAUGCAACCUGAGGCAUGCACACGAUGCGAGGUGCGUGCAGGGGGACUUGCACGGGUCUCUCCUAUCCCUCAAGCGCCUCCGGUCCCUCCAGCUUGUUCGCUGCUCGCUGCCGGACGACUGCAUCGACGCUUCUCUCUUGAACGGGCUGACGAUGCUAAACCUCUGCGAGAGCCAGUAUGCCUCUGCCUCCCUCCGCCAGAUCUUUCAUCAAGGAACGUCCCUUGCAAGCCUGAACCUGAUGGGAUGGGAUGUUGGCCAUGAAGAGGUCGGCGACAAGGGGCAGGAGGCGGAGUCGAGAUCGCUGAGCCUCUCUCUCCUUGAGAGGUUGGAGCUUCCUCGCUUCGUGGGCAUCUCCGCACACCUUCGGGAUUUCUCCGGCUUCUCCAUGUUGCGGACGCUCGACCUGAAGCAUUCCGACAUGCGCGAUGAGGCAGCGGCAUCGCUCAUGAGCUUGCUGUUCCUGGAGUGGAUUGACGUCUCCAAGUGCAAGGCGCUCAGCCUUCACGGGCUGCUCGCUUCCCUCCCUCCCAAUGUCAGGCACCUGUUUGCUCGAGGGCUCAAGGUUCACUUGGAUCAUGGCGAAAGGGCUUCGAGGUCCCUCCCUUCCGGGCAACGGAACAAGCGGGCGGAGGAACAAGAGAGUAUCUUCGAGAUGAGCGACGAGGAGGGCGACGACAACGACGACGAUAACGAUCGGCGAGUGGACGAGCAAGAGGGGGAGUUCGGGAGCUGCCAGGAGGAGGGAGACUACCUGAACUCCUUUCACCGUCUCGAUCAGCUUGAAACCCUUGAUAUCAGCUCCAGCGACAUCCUCAUCUCGAAAUUUCUCGGAGAAUUCCCUCCUACCCUUCGCGUCUUGAAGCUCAACCAGUGCGUGAACGUCUGCAGACAGCUGCACACCAUCCUCCCCGAGCAGCUGCAGCAGAUCGAGCUCAACGGAUGCUACAGUUUCGGGGACGUCGGCCUCCAGUCCAUGGUGCGCAAGUGCAAGCGGCUCAGGGACAUCAGCCUUGUCGGCGUUCCUUUCGGAGAUGCAGGAGCUUGCUCCAUCGCCUCCCUCAACAGCCUGCAGACUCUGAGGAUACAGACCGACUCCCGGACGCCCCUCACCGACCAUGGUCGUGCGAUCCUCUACUCCAAGCCCAAUGUCACGGUGAUCUCCGUCACCAGCGGCACUAGCAUCUACUAG
Messenger RNA from Guillardia theta CCMP2712, 2298 nucleotides. RefSeq lists its product as hypothetical. Gene Ontology annotation, cellular component: SCF ubiquitin ligase complex. Bases 1 to 2298 code for a protein of 765 amino acids. Gene Ontology annotation, molecular function: protein binding. Gene Ontology annotation, biological process: SCF-dependent proteasomal ubiquitin-dependent protein catabolic process. NCBI's taxonomy places the organism in Eukaryota, Cryptophyceae, Pyrenomonadales, Geminigeraceae. The record is from RefSeq and is a predicted model, not a curated record. The transcript has a single exon.